This is a messenger RNA of Dothidotthia symphoricarpi CBS 119687, 927 nucleotides long. RefSeq names its product rRNA-processing protein FCF2. Gene Ontology annotation, biological process: RNA processing. Lineage: Eukaryota; Fungi; Ascomycota; Dothideomycetes; Pleosporales; Dothidotthiaceae. The coding region runs from base 113 to 814 and encodes 233 amino acids. Gene Ontology annotation, molecular function: RNA binding. The record is from RefSeq and is a predicted model, not a curated record. Gene Ontology annotation, cellular component: nucleolus. The transcript has 2 exons.
AAGUUGCUUGACGACGUGGCUCGGGACGGUUGUUAGUUCUCCCGGUGUGGCUCGUGCCCGUGCCGGCCUUGUCAAAAAGUUCGAUCUCUGAAAUUUUCCACUCCACGCCAACAUGGAGCUGUUGCCAGCGCACCAACCUCUCCUCGAGGAUGACACCGAUGACGAGUUGUCAGACGAGCAGAUUCGGGGGCUGCUCAACGAGGCUGCGCAGCGCAUGCGCGCAAAGGCCACUUCGCAACCGGCUCCAGAUGCGCCGUUCAAGCUCCCGAAGCUGAGGCCGGGUCACGUUGCCGAUACUCACGAGAAGACCGAGGGGAACAUCACCCGCUUGGAUCAUUCAAAGCUUAUCGACAAAAAGCAGCAGGCCCUUGCUAAUGGUAUCAAGAAGAUCGAAGACCCGCUUCAGAUCAAGAAGCAGAGGAAAGAGGAGAGUAAAGCCACUGCUGGAGCCGAAUGGUUCAACAUGCCCAAGACUGACCUCACCCCGGAGCUGCGACGCGACUUGCAGCUGCUGAAGAUGAGGAACGUCCUCGACCCCAAGCGCCACUACAAGAAGGACAACUCCAAAAACGAUGUACCAGCUUUCUCGCAGAUGGGUGUCAUCGUCGAGGGUCCUACCGAGUUUUACAGCAGCCGUCUGAAGAACAAGGAUCGCAAACAGACACUUUUGGAAGAGGUCAUCUCCCAGGAACAGGACUCUGGUCGCUUCAAGCGCAAAUACGAAGACAUUUCGAGCACAAAAGCCAGCGGUAAAAAGGCUUUCUACAAGGCACUCCAGGCGAAGCGAAACAAGGGCAAGGUCACCAAACCUUGAUCGGUGCGCUUUGAGGCUGGUGUAUAUUGUGUCAAUAUACCAAGCUUGCACAUCAUCAUCUUUGUGCAGCGAUUUGGUCUCGCAACCUGGCGCCAGAAUGCACCUCCAGAUCG